Molecule: messenger RNA, 2649 nt
Organism: Octopus bimaculoides (California two-spot octopus)
Lineage: Eukaryota; Metazoa; Mollusca; Cephalopoda; Octopoda; Octopodidae
Product: adhesion G protein-coupled receptor G4
Biological process (GO): G protein-coupled receptor signaling pathway; cell surface receptor signaling pathway
Cellular component (GO): membrane
Molecular function (GO): protein binding; G protein-coupled receptor activity
Source: RefSeq, a predicted model, not a curated record
CAGUUUAGAAAACAACAUAGAAAUAUUUGCAAUUUACUGCGCUGUACCUAGUGAAAUUAGGAAAGAUGAAGCUAUGCAGAAUAUUAACAAUGUUCUGAAUACAUCACUGACUUUGCGUAACUUAAGAAUUCCGCACCGUAACAUAGAAUUAAUUGGAGAAAUGUUUUGUAAUGAAGACUCAUCAACUGACAAUGGUACUUUUUAUUGGCCGAUGACAAAAAUAGGAAAAAACGUGACGAUUCCAUGCCAUGCAAAUGUAGCAAGAAGACACUGCUCUUCCAGAAAGGCGGUAGAUCUAGAAAUACAAACAAACCAAAAUAUGAUAUCACGAGAGUGUUCGCCAUUUACCGGUAUCUGGCAGGAGCCAGACAUGUCUCAGUGUUACAAUACAGAGUGGAUCACUCGACAACUAAAGAACAUCACAAGCCAAGACAUCGAUGAAGAAAACGUUGAGCCGGUUUCAACAAAACUCCUGAAUAUUUCAGAGAAAUCAGUGUAUUUCAAAGCAGAAGAUAUUGACUUGGCUGUAGACACACUUGAGAAAAUGGUGCCAUUGAUAUCGAAUGUGUCCGUCAAUAUAACACUGAACAAUAUACUUCCUAGCAUCAACUAUAUGAUAAACAAACCGGAAGAGGUUUUGGUUGAAGCUGGACAGUCAGAGAGAACUGGGGAAAGAAUGCUGGACGUCAUAGAAAUAAUCCCAGAAAAGAUUCCACUGGAAAAGCAGCAAGUCGCGGUUUCGUAUUCUAAUCUUGCUAUUGGUGCUGCCAAAGUGGAUAAAGACACUUUCAAUGGUCUGAUCUUUGCUGUUUCAUAUGGAACCAAUGAAACGAAAGCGAGGAGUGAGAUAUAUAACAACUCAAACUCACAAGUAGAAGAUGUGAUGGACUUCAUUUCUUUACCAAAGAGUUUAUUAAAACAUCUGAAUGACGAAGAACAGUCAAGUCUUUCAAGGAUUUCGUUUUUGUCUAUGCAUGAAGAUAAGCUUUAUAAGGUAACACAAAAAUCUAGUCCCAAAGCAAAUGCUAAAAUUAACAGCCAUAUUAUUGCUGCAAAUAUUCCUAACGUUCAAAUAACCAAGCUUGAUGAACCAAUUAGAAUAUCCUUCAACGUAAUAGAUCCGGAUUUAACCAAUCCACAAUGUGUUUAUUGGCAUGAAUCUCCUGAACAGAAUAAUUCUCAUUGGUCAACAGAAGACUGUGAUAUAGCCACCUCUGGACCUGGAGAGAAAGUGCUUUGUUCCUGUCACCUUCUUACAAGUUAUGCCCUGUUAAUGGAAUCCGAUGAAAAUGAAGGCGAUACAAAGAAUAAUCAUCUCUUAUCUUUUAUUAGCAGUGGAAUAUCACUUCUCUGUCUCAUUCUUACCAUGAUAGUUCAUGUUUGUUCCACAAAUCUGUGGAAAUUAACGGAUUCAAAAAUGUUGGUAAACAUGUGCAGUUCUUUAACUGUCGCUAAUCUUGUCUUUGUUGUUGGGUUGCUGGGAUAUGGUACAGAAAUAACAGCUGUUUGUAAGGCAAUGGCUGUUCUGAUACACUACUUCAUUUUGACAUCUCUUAUGUGGAAGGUUGUAGAAGCAUUUCAUAUUUAUCUAGAUGUCGUUCGUAAAACAUAUCAGACGUCUUCUGUGAAGAGGAGUUCAAUUUUGGCCUGGGGUCUUCCAGCUGUCAUUGUCAUAAUUACUCUGGCAACUAACGACACAAACAAUUACAUCAGAAUUGGACAAUUCUGCUGGUUACCCAACUCAUACUUCUACGGUGCCUUCCUGGGUCCCGUGAUGAUCAUUCUUACCUUCAACAUCACCAUGUUUUUUCUCGUUAUGUACCGUCUCAUCUCAAAGUCAAACGACAAGAAAUUUGAACACGCAUCAAACAAAGCACGUAUUUUUGGCAUGGCUGGUUCGUGUCUCCUACUUGGGGUGCCGUGUAUCUUAGCAUUCCUCUUAUUUGACAAAACAACCAAACUCAUUAUUACCCUCUUGGCAAUUUUCAGUGUCCUUCAAGGACUCUUUAUCUUCAUAUUCUACUGUAUAUGCAAAAAGGAUGCCAGACAUGUCGUCUGCCUGUGUUUAUGCAAACGAAACAAAGUACAUCUGAGCCAAGCUCCGAAGGAUAUAAGAAGUUCAAGCUCCGGUAAUGUAGCAGAAAGAAAAACAGAAGAAGCAAACUUAUAAAUGAAAAUCAAAAUAUUUGCCUUCAAAAGUCACCUUUAACCGAUUCAUGCCGAUCGUCUGUUUAAACUGACGCUUGAUUUAUAAGAGUAUAAAACAAAUGCUUGAUACAAAUUGUCAUUUGUGUAUGAUCUGUAUCAAAGAAUGAAACGUGUUCUUAACGAGUAUGCAGUCUGUAUCAAACGGAUUUCAAUGAAAUUUUUUUUCAGUUGUUAUUUAGGUCAAAAUAAUAGUAUCUGUGAAUUUUCAGGCAAUUUCAUUCACUGAAAAAAUUUCAGCACGAAUGAGUCAAUCAUACGUUAAAAGGCUAAAUUUACUUCUUAUAUCACAAUAAAGAUCUUUCACUAUAACGUAGCUUUAUUUUUACCAAUCAAUACAACACUAUUCAACUAAAAGAAUACUUAAUCCACAAUAAAGAAAUUCUAAACAAAGUCAAGUGCAUGACUAUUGACUGAUAUUUUCUAGCCGCCAAUUUCACCAUA